Molecule: messenger RNA, 4806 nt
Organism: Nerophis lumbriciformis (worm pipefish)
Lineage: Eukaryota; Metazoa; Chordata; Actinopteri; Syngnathiformes; Syngnathidae
Source: RefSeq, a predicted model, not a curated record
AUGUCUCAGUCAGAGUGUGAUGUCACUGUUUGGGACUGGUUAAGUGGGCUUCGUCUUGAACAGUAUUGCAAAGCCUUUCAGGCUGCAGGCCUGUCAGUCUUAUCAGAAUGCCAAAAUCUCACCCCAGACCUGUUGGAGCAAAUGGGAAUAUCUCUUCCAGGACACCGGAGACGGAUCCUGGCCAGCCUAAUCAAAACCCGAGAUGUACCUUCCUUGCAACUUGAGUCACAGUCAAUCUCUGUACAGGCUGUGAGAGAGGACCCAGAUCAACCUAUGGAGGAGAAUGGGCCUUCGAGUGGGAAUGCACUCUCUGUAAUUAAGGAAAAAGCUUCUCUAAAUGAAGCUGAGAAAGAAAAUGCAUGGACUCCUGAACCUGCACCCAGAGAAAGAGAUAAACCUGUCCCGAGGAACAGACAAGCAUGUAGGAUAAAGGAGGAAACUGGAGGAGCAGACAGGAUUACAAUAACUAUUCAAACUAAUGAAGUGGACGGGGUUGCAGAGAGAAAGUGUCCAGUUCCAAAGGAGAGGACACGUUUCCGCUCCAGUGCUCCAGUCCUAUCGGACUCUCAGUGCAGCUCCGUCAUUUUUCCAGCUAGCGAAACCUCUUUGCCACCAGUGCCCCCACGGAGCAACUUAAACUGCCCACCGCAACGCUUCACCGUGGCCUUGACACCCUCAGCACCAGUACAAAGCCCUACCUCACCUCAACACACCAAGUCCGCCGUCAAUGAGACAACUUUUCGGGUUCGAGCUUCGUCCUACAACUCAAGUCCAAACACAGCACAGGAAGCUGACCACCAAACCUGGGUCUCGCCCUGCCAAACUCAACAUCAGACAUGUUCCCUUCAAAUGCAUGCCCAGGAUUCAACACACAAUACAACACCAAAAAUGUGCCCCACGGGCCUCACUAUCACCCCCAGGGAAGAGAGAAAUGCCCCCCCUCUUCCUCCAAAAGUUGGCUCUACAACAAGAGUGCUCCCAAAAAUUCCAAGCAGGCAUCCUGCACUGUCUUCAAGAAUUGAAAGUGCCCCUUCCAGCAAGACUGAUGAAUUCCUUCAAGACCAAAUUCCAAGUGCACCACUUCGUACCAUGACUUCCUCUAAUCAAGAGGUUAAGCAGUCGAACGAACCUGCUCCUCAAGCAGCUCUGCUUGGUAAAGGAGUCUCCCACCUUCCGACUCAGACAACAUUGUUGCCACCGGAUAAUGAUUCUGAUGACUCUGAAGAAUCAGACGCAUGUUAUGCCAGGGUUCAUGCAGUGAAAGAUGAGAGGGAAAUGUCCCUGCAAGUACCUCUUUCAGCAAAGAGACGAUACGCUUCUUUAUGCAGUGAUGACGAACUAUUGGAUGAUGAUGAUCCUGGUGUCUGGGAAGAACCAGGCUUUAACAGCCUACAAUGCAGCAUCUUUCUGCCUAACACAAGCAGAAUGGAGUCACCUCCGAAAGAAGACAGCUCCCAGCUCGCAGCUGUCAUCAAGAUGGGCUGGCUUGACAAGAAUCCACCGCAGGGGGCCCUUUAUUAUCAGAGGCGAUGGGUAAAGCUUGAUGUUGACUACCUGAGAUAUUUUGACAGUGAUAAGCAAGUAUAUUCUAAAGGGAUCAUCUCGACUGCAUCAAUAACUAAUGUGGCAAGUGUGGGAGAGCUGAAGUUUGAGGUCAUCACAAGCAACCGCACAUUUAUCUUCAAGGCUGAAAGUGAUGCUGAGAGAAACGAGUGGGUGACGCUGCUACAGGACUGCACAAGGGGGCGCCAGAGGCGCAGUGCAUUGAUGCCUGGCUCACCUUUGAAUCCAGAGUUUAAAGGCUAUUUGGAGCUCAAAGGAUUACGCUCCAAACUCUAUACAGUUGUGGCUUCAGAUAAGGUCUUUCUCUACAAAAACAUAGAGGACUACCGUAUUGGAGUGGGAAUCACUUCAAUUGAGAUGAAUGUAGGAAAUGUUAAGGUCACUGACCGCCGAACCUUCGAUCUUACCACACCUUACCGCAUUUUCAGCUUUAUAGCAGAAUCAGAACAACUGAAAGAUCAGUGGGUGGACGCAAUGACUGAGGCCAUAGGAGAGGCUUUGUCCAAUAGUGAGGUCGCUGAUCGAAUAUGGGUGGAGCCAAGCAACAGUUUCUGCGCCGAUUGUGGAGCGCCGAAACCGGAAUGGGCUGCAAUCAACUUGUGUGUCGUGAUUUGCAAGCGAUGUGCAGGAGAGCACAGAGGACUCGGCCCCAGCAUCUCAAAGGUUCGGAGUCUGAAAAUGGAUAGAAAGGUUUGGACCGUGGAGCUUAUACAGGUGUUCCUGUUACUUGGCAACAAGCGUGUUAACAGUUUCUGGGCAGCAAACAUCCCACCGAGUGAGGCUCUGUCGCCCUCAAGCUGCAGUGAUGACCGGCGGCGUUUCAUCACGAACAAGUACCGCCAUGGCAAAUAUAGGAAGUACCACCCUCUGUAUGGAAACCAGAAAGAGCUGAAUAACGCAUUAUGCAUUAAUGUGCAGUGCAGUGAUGUGCUGGAGACAUUAAGCCUAAUUUUCUGUGGCGCAGAUGUAAAUUGUUCAACUGGCAUGGCCAGUUGUCCUACUCCUCUCUCACUAGCCAACACGUACUCGCAACCCUUGCAAGCUGUAUUACUGAGCCACAAUCUGAACACAGAACUUCCUCAUUCAGAGGUGGAUAGUGCCAUGGAAGAAGUGCACUUUCCAUCUCCAACUUGUGUGUAUCACAAUGGCUUUCUGUUCAAGACUGGAUCUAUGGCUCGGGCUUUUGCAGAGCGCAAGACCAGAGAGGAGUUCAGCCGUCGCUGGUGUACACUCAAUGACGGCAUUUUCAGCUACUACGAGAGUGACAAAAACUCUAAUCCUAAUGGGGCUCUGAAAGCGUCAGAAAUAGUUUGCUUGGCUGUGGACGCACCUGAGAAACAUGGGUACGAGCACACUUUUGAGCUCUACUCAGAAUCAGAUCGUCUCUAUCUCUUUGGCACCGAUGACCCAAACAGCCACAAAGAAUGGGUCAAGUCCAUUGCCAAGUGCUUCAUCCCUGCAAAAGCUGAGCCUUUAUUGAGGUUGGGCUUUGAGCGAAUUGGGCGACUGAAAUGUAAGGAUGGCCUGAACCUACAAACAUCCAAGGUGGGCUGGUUUGCCUUGGUGGGCUCUACCCUUCAUGCUUACCUGGAGGACAGCCAUGAAGAAGAGAUACACCUUCGUAAACUGAAUGAGCUCUCAAUCCAGCAAGAUAAUGAAGUGUUAGUUUUGGUGGAGCGAGGGAGAACGCUGUACAUAGAGGGAGAGAGGAAGUUGGACUUCACUGGCUGGUGUGCUGCCAUACAGUCUGCUGCAGGGAGUGGAGGAGACACUCUGAGUCAGCAGCAGCUGACCGAUACAGAUAUACCAGUCGUAGUGCACAGCUGUAUUGACUACAUCACACAGUGUGGCUUAACAUCCGAGGGGAUAUAUCGCAAGAGUGGCGUGAACUCGCGCGUUGCAGCUCUAUGCGAGAGAUUUCGCCAAGAUGCCCGAAGCCUCCGUCUGAAGGAAGGUGAGCACCAGGUGGAUGACGUCUCCAACACACUCAAGCGCUUCUUCAGGGAGUUAGGAGAGGGGCUAUUCACAUCUGAAGAUGGCGGCACCUGGCUUACUACAUCUGCCAUUCAGGAUGAAAGUAUCAAAAUCUCCCAGUAUCAGGCGCUUUUGAACAAACUGCCUCGUGUUAACAGGGCGACGCUACGGGCCCUUAUCAAUCACUUGUAUUGUGUGCAGCGGUUCUCUGAGCUGAAUCAAAUGAAUCUCCAUAACUUGGCCAUCGUGUUUGGCCCUACGUUGUUCCAGACAGAUGGAAAGGACUACACGGCAGGCCGUGCCAUCGAGGAACUCAUACAGUACUACACGCAAAUCUUUGAGGUGGAUGAACAACAGCUGAAGAAACAGUUGGAAGAGAUCACAGUUAUCAUUCAAGUGCGAGAAAAAUUGAACACAAAAUUUCCUAGCACUGAACCCGGUGGGCAUUUCAUCUGCACGGUUUACUUGGAAGAAAAGAAGGACACUGCCGAGCAACAUGUAAAGAUCCCCGCAUCUAUGACGUCUGCAGAAUUGACUUGUGAGAUAUUGGACAGGCGCAACAUUCCUGUUAAAGACAAAGAGUACUGGAACUGCUGGGAGGUCAUUGAUAAGGAAGAAAUGGAACGUCCUCUGCAUUAUCGAGAGCGAGUCUUACCCAUCCUUCACUCCUUUGGCACUGACUCCCAUCUGCUCAUCAAGAAACACAUCGCAAUGGAAGCAAUGAUGAUCUACCUGGCCAAUAAGGUUGACCCAUCCAAACAUGGCAUGAUGAAAUUCCGAGAAGAACGAAGCAUCCUGGGCCUGGGGUUGUCUUCCGGCAGUUUCCACGACCGAUAUUUCAUCCUCAACUCCAGCUCACUGCGGAUGUACAAGGAAGUCAGAAGUAACCGUCCGGAACGUGAUUGGCCAGUCAGGAACCUGAGAGUCUUCCUUGGUAUCAAGAAGAAGCUCCGUGCCCCAACAUGUUGGGGCCUCACUGUCAUCUAUGAGAGUAAGAAACAAGAGAAGGCUGAGCGACAGCAGUGGUAUCUUUGCUUGGAAACUCAGCCAGAAAUGAGGGAGUGGUAUGCUACUUUUUUGAGCAUCCAGAACGACGGCGACGUGUGGCCCCAGGACGGACUCCAGCCGAGCCGCAUGAGCCGCGCGUUGCCGGACACGCGUCACGGUAACGUGUCACUGAUACCGCUGCGUGGCAGUGAGAAUGAGAUGCGGAACAGCGUAGCAGCUUUCAGCCAAGAUCCGCUUGCUCUUUUUAGAGACGUUCGAUAA